Molecule: messenger RNA, 1223 nt
Organism: Cinclus cinclus
Lineage: Eukaryota; Metazoa; Chordata; Aves; Passeriformes; Cinclidae
Gene: METTL5
Product: methyltransferase 5, N6-adenosine
Exons: 7
Coding region: 57-704 (215 amino acids)
Biological process (GO): rRNA methylation
Molecular function (GO): rRNA (adenine-N6-)-methyltransferase activity; nucleic acid binding
Source: RefSeq, a predicted model, not a curated record
AGUGCGGGGCGGCGCUCGGGGCGCCCGGCCCGGGUGAGCUGCGUUCGACCAUAAACAUGAAGAAAUUAAAGUUUAAAGAACUGGAAAGCUGUCUUCAGCAAGUUGAUACUUUUGAAAGUCCAAAGCUACUCCUUGAACAGUAUGCAACAAGACCUCAUAUUGCAGCAUGUAUGCUUUAUACAAUUCACAAUACUUUUGAUGACAUUGAAAACAAAACAAUUGCAGAUUUAGGAUGUGGUUGUGGCAUGCUCAGCAUUGGAAGUGCAAUGUUAGGAGCAGGAUUCUGUGUGGGGCUUGACAUAGAUGGAGAUGCACUGGAAAUAUUUCAUAGCAAUAUUGAAGACUUUGAGCUCACGAAUGUCAACAUGGUUCAGUGUGAUAUCUGUUCUUUAUCUGACAGCAUGUCAGAUACUUUUGACACGGUUAUUAUGAACCCUCCCUUUGGUACCAAGCAUAACAAAGGAAUUGAUAUGAUUUUUCUGGAAACUGCUCUACAAAUGGCAAAAACAGCUGUAUAUUCUCUUCACAAAACCUCAACACGGCAGCACAUUCAAAAGAAAGCAGCAGAAUGGCAAGUGAAGAUGGAAGUCUUAGCAGAACUUAGGUUUGAUUUACCAGCAUCAUACAAGUUCCAUAAGAAGAAGUCCGUAAGUAUAAAACCUAACAUAACUGAUAAAAUACUGAGGCAGAUAAAUUCUCCUUAAUGAAAUUUAAGUUUUAGGACCGUAUGUACUGGAUGAGUGCUCACAGCAUUCAGUCACAUCACUGCUGUUACUACAUUUUGUAGCAGAACAGAGAAGCAUCAUAAUGCCAGUCAAAGCUAUACACAAAGAUUAAAGCCAGCACUGCGCUUAGAUGUGAUCAAGCUAAGGGUGGCCUCCUUGACUCAACUAUUUGCUCAACCCUAGCUGCAGCUCAGACUUGGAGUGAAGUGCUGAAGGCCACAGUAACAAGGAUGUUACAGCAGUAGCACUAUUUCAGAGCCAGCCUGGAGGCAGCAGGAGGAACUCAUGCACUUCAUCUCACUGCUAAAAGAUAUAGUCAAGACACUACAGUAUGGUAGCCUAAGCCCACAGUAAGUUCCUGGCUACUAAAGGCUGGCCUGGAAGCCAUGUAUCACCAUCCCUUACCAUAAGGGAAGUAGAGAGAAGGCUGAGCAAUAGUUGAAGACAGUUAGUUAUAUUGAACAGCAAAGAACAAAAGCUUUAAUCAGCUGGUGAUGA